Molecule: messenger RNA, 4928 nt
Organism: Mytilus californianus (California mussel)
Lineage: Eukaryota; Metazoa; Mollusca; Bivalvia; Mytilida; Mytilidae
Product: methyl-CpG-binding domain protein 4-like
Exons: 8
Coding region: 17-2533 (838 amino acids)
Biological process (GO): DNA repair; negative regulation of transcription by RNA polymerase II
Cellular component (GO): nucleus; heterochromatin
Molecular function (GO): methyl-CpG binding; double-stranded methylated DNA binding; chromatin binding
Source: RefSeq, a predicted model, not a curated record
UAUAUGGACAACAAACAUGGAAAACGACGAACCUCAUGAGCAAUUGUUUGUUGCAAUGCAACCAUCUGGAUUUUUGCCUCUAAUUGCUGACUCAGAAUUACAAGAUAUUAACGACGAAGAAGAUGAUGAUGAUGACGACGAUACUGUGUCAGAUGAGGAUACGAACAUAUCAAGUGGUCAUGUGACAUUUGAAGAAGAAAUGGAAUAUCAGAUUGAUGAGGAUCCUGACGAUAACCAGGAAAGAAGGUCAGACAAUGACAGUCCAGCUCCGGAUAGUUUGUCAAUUGAUUUCAGUACAAGAUGGACAGCUAUUCCUGGAGAAGAAGCUGUUGGUUUUACUACACAGGAGAGGGAACCAGAUGAGGAGGAGGAGGAUGGUGAUGAGGCAGAUAAUGCUCCCGGAGACACAGCAGAAUCACAUGUUAAUGAUCAUGCAUAUGCAGAUCCGGGAGACGUUGUGGAAAUACAAGCACCACCUGAACAAAUAAGAUCUGAUCACACAUAUGACAUAUCCCCAAUGUUACAUGACAAGAAUUUACCAGAUGGCUGGACUAGAAGCGUGGUUCAAAGAUUAGCUGGUAAAUCAGCAGGAAAAUAUGAUGUAUACUUAUACAGUCCAAAUGGAAAAAAAUUUCGUUCAAAGACAGAGUUGGCUGUAUACUUCAGAGAUAGUAAUAUAAAAGACUUAAUCGCUGAAGAUUUUGAUUUCACAGUGCGUGGCAAACAUCAUAGUGCAAAUCAAGGUGGUGUGAACCGUAAACGGAAAUCAACAGCUGUAGAGCAUGAAAAGCCUGUAAAAACUCCCAAAAUUCAAAAGACAAAAGCAACUCCAAAAUCUCAAGAAAAGAAAAAGAAGGUUAAAGAAAAGGAGAAAAAACAAACUCCUAAGAAAAAAAUAGAAAGUGAUGAGGAUAAAAAAGCCUCUACUUCCCCUCAAAAGAAACCAAUAAAUUCAGGUAAAUCUUUAUCUCAAAAACUUGUCAUAAAAAUGGCUUUUUCUGGAUCUAAAGAGCGAGCAUCAAAUAAAUCUAAGAAUUCAAAAGCUAUGAAAAAAGGAUCAAAGCUGAAGUCUCCAAAGCAGCCAGUAAAGAAAAAAUCAAGUCCAACAAAAAAGAUUAAUAAUGAAAGUGAAGAACUGAUGGAUGAAGAAAAUGAAACAUCGGACAGUGAAGAUAGGUCAAAUGACACUGAGGAUGAAAAAGGUGUAUCAAAUGGGGAGGAAGGAUCUCAUAGUUCUAAUGUAUUCGAUCUAUUGAACGGACUUUCAUCUGAUUCGGGUAUUGUUGACAAUAGUGAUACAAGUGAUGACAAAACGUCUAAAAGGAAAAACUCUGGUUCUAGUGCUAUAAAUAUUACAGAGACAAAGAAAAAAAUACAAAGAAGUAGAUCUAAAGAACCAGAUGUUAAUGUGGUACCCGAAACAGUCAUUCAUUCACCGUCCGGGAGGGCAAGAAGAAGGACAACUUCUAGAGACAAUAUUUUUGGUGAUGAUUUUAUAACACCGCCAGCACCUAGAAGUCGGCGGAAAAGUAGGUCAAAAGAAGAAAAUGACUCUUCAAGUUCAAUUGUUUCAAACAAAAUGACAGUAAUUAAGGAAAAGAAUGAAACUGUUAAUUCAGAAACUGCUAUUUCACAACCUGUUAUUUCACAAACUGCUAAUUCAGAAACUUCAGCAAACUCUUCGCCUUCUAAAAGAAGGAAAAGUUCAGACAAAACAAGUGCUAAUGAAUCUUCACCUAGGAAUUUUAAACUUUCCAUUCAAAAUGUAGAAAGAGAAAAUGAGAAAUUAUUGAAAGUUUCUCCUUUUAAAAAAUCACUGUUGUCCAGCAAAUUGAGCAAUGCAACUAGUCCUAAAGAUAAUGGUAUUGCCAGUUCAUCGUCAACAUCAUCAUCAUUUUCAUCACAUAAAUCGCCAAUUAAAAGCCCACAACCAGCAGCAACUGAAUCAGCAACUAAACCAGAAGAGGAGACAAAUGUUGAAGAAGAUAAUAGCACAGAACAGGAAGCAGAAUUUAAGCCAACUGAAAACGAUGAAAUCAUGAGUAAAUACUUUGCAAGUGGCAGGUUUAUGCCAAGACCAGAAUUACAUCGAGAUGUUAAAUGGACACCACCAAAAUCUCCAUUUAACUUGGUACAAGAGAGCCUUUAUCAUGAUCCGUGGAAACUUCUUAUAGGGACCAUAUUUCUUAAUAGAACUACAGGCACGGCAGCUAUUCCUUUAUUAUGGAAGUUCUUCAACAAAUGGUCAAACCCUGAUGAAGCAAGGAGAGCUGACCCAGCAGCAGUAGCUAAACUUCUGACACCACUUGGUCUGCAUAAUAAAAGGGCUCAAAUCAUAAUCAGGUUUUCAGAUGAGUAUUUAUGUAAAGACUGGAAGUAUCCAGAGGAGUUACAUGGUAUUGGGAAGUAUGGAAAUGAUUCUUAUAGAAUAUUUUGUGUUAAAGAAUGGAAGCAGGUACAGCCUAGAGACCAUAAACUGAAUGACUAUCAUAACUGGUUGUGGAAAAAUUACAAAACUUUGAGUUUAGAUUAAAUAGAAUAAUCUUCAUAUUGAAUGAUAAAUGAAAUACAAUUUUAUUACGGUACAUUUUGUACUUUGAAGAAAUUUUUACUUAUAUUUUUCCUGUUUUGUUAUUAUGGUGUUUUUAACUUUAUUUUAAAUCAUUGUUUUUAUGACUAUUUUAUUUAUUUUUUUAAUUUAUUUUAAAAUUGAAUUUCAUUCUUUUGCUGAAAGGCAUGGUGGUGCAUUUUUAUUUUUUGUCCAAUUUAUGCAAAUGUUAAUCCAAAAAACCAACUACCAAAAGAACACAUUGGUCAUUUUUCAAUAUGACUUCUUUUUCAGAAAAACAAUUGGCUUGUACAUCACAUUUUGAUCGAUUUUGUUUUACUGUUUUCUUUGUAUCAUAUUAUGAAAAAGCAUUUUUUCGACAGUCCAUUGGACUUUUGCCAUUGGAAUAUCUUUAGUAAAAAAUGCAUAAACUUCACAACUAAAGCUCAUUUAUUAUUUUCAAAAAGAAGAUCAUCACACCUUCAUUUUUGUAUAAAAUUCAUAGACAAAAAAAAGAUCAACUAUUCAUUUGUACAAAGUCCAUAAAAGAAAACUUGAAUCAAUUUAGUCAGAAUUGGUAUGGAUUUUAUAGUGAUAUUGAUUUUGUUAAUAUUCUAUCUCCACAGUAACUUUGUAAAUAGUUUUGUACUGUAAAUACAUAUACAUGCGGAUAGAGAUUUUACUGUAGUGAUAAAUUUAAAUGUCUUUCUAGAUUUUGAACACAAUGCCUGUUGGAUUACAAAUUUAUGGAUGUGAGGAAAUUUUGUUGUUUGGUUAAUUUGGUUUUAAGAUAGAGAUAUUGCAAUGUUUAUGAAUUAUUAUUUGACCUGUCAUAGAUAAAAGGGAUGAAAAUCUAUUGGAAAGUAAAAAAUGUUUCAGUAAUUGCUUUGGUUUGUAAGAAGGAGCUUAGUUAAAUUUUGGAUCAUAUGAAAAAGAGAAUUUUAUCACACACACACACACAUACUUAGUGAUCAUGGCUGAUUGAGUUCUUCUGUGAUAAGGGAAUCCAAUAUGUCUGAAGAUGUCAUGUUUUGUUAAGCCUGGUUUUUCCAACAUAGUAUGUUUUAGAGUUAAGAAUAAAGUCAUUACUGGCAUCAGAGUUUUCCAUUUAUUUUUAUCCUGAAGAGUUUAGGUUAAUUAGGAUAGACAUUUCUCUAUGUAAACAACAAAUGGAUUGAUAUAUGUGGUGUGAGUUUAUAGAAAUGUUUUUGUAUGUAAUCCAAGAAUGAUGAUAUGUUACUGAUGAGUAAAAAUUGUAAGAAUUUGUAACUUUGUUGCCAUUUUCAAAUUGAAUAUAUUUUAUGACUGCCUGCCCAGUGCCUGGAUUAUUAAUGGAAGAGAAAGGAUAUGUUGUAUCAGUUUGACACAAAAUGCACUACGCACAUAACAAAAGUGCUAAGGAACAGCACUUUAUUGCUGUUCUACAACAAAGUCACAGUGAGGCCUAUUAUUAAUGCUAUUUCAUUCCCUGACUGAAUUAUGCACCUUUGAAUAACCUUACAACUACGUGAACUGCUAGGAUGGUUUUAAUAGACAUUUCAUCCUAUUAUUUUAUUAAAUUUUUAUUUGUUCCUUGUUAUCUGUGGUAUGGAAAGAUAAAAGUGCUUUUGAAAUUCUUUUUAUUUUUUGUUUAUGUAUACAUUUAAAUUUAAAAGAAUGAAAUUGACAUUUCAACAUGUAACAUGUCUCUUUUUCAUAAACUUAUUACAAAUGAGCCAUGUAAGGAAAUUGCAAUCUGUCAUUUUUAUGGUUUUCUUCAUUUCAUUUAUUUCGUGGUCAUGAGAAAUUAAAAAAUAUAUAUCUGAAAUAAUUGAAAAUAUCAAACUUCAAGAUACAUCAUACAAUGUUUAAAUUUAUGAGUUAUAGUAAAAAAAAUAGACUUAUAGCAGAGAUAUCAACUGGGGACUUUUAUAGAUUACUAUAGGGUAUGUGUUUUGCUCAUUGUUGAAAGCCUUAGGGCAACUUGUAGUUUUUUAACAUCCUAGUCGGUUGGCCUCUGUUUGAUAGUUGUCUCCUUGGCCAUCACACCACAUAUCCUUAUUUCUAUACUGAUAUGUUCUUUUAAAACAAAUAUUUGUAAUAUUAUUAGAAUUGGUGAUAUGAUGUAAUGGAUAUGUUAAAAUGUUGUGAAAGGUAAGAAAUUUCAAUAAUGAAAAUGGAGUAUUUACAAAAAUGAUUAGAUUUUUAAGAAAAUUCCUGUUUGUUCUAUAAAUCAUGUUAAGUUUCACCAUUACGCAGUUUUAUCAUUGAAUAUGUAAAUACGAUUUUCAGCAUGUUGACCAUGUAUAUACUAUUUAACAACCAUCUAUUAAUAUUUUUAUUAUUUUAUCAUAUCAGUGUAUAUAAAUUUCAUUGAUUAAUAAAUUUAAAUGGUAGAAAA